Oryza sativa Japonica Group (Japanese rice) is the source of this 860-nucleotide messenger RNA. The record is from RefSeq and is a predicted model, not a curated record. Lineage: Eukaryota; Viridiplantae; Streptophyta; Magnoliopsida; Poales; Poaceae.
AUGACCGUUCGAUGCAGCAUUCCGAUAAGCGAACAUCGUCGGAUUAGAUCAGCAACAUUUUCAAAAAUAGCCCUUCGAGAAACUUCUCUCAACUUCCAGUCCUCCCACUCAAGUCUGCGUAUUUUCAUUUUCCCCCUCUUCCCUUCCGUUCGUCGUCGCCUCCGCCUCCGCCUCCUCUCCUUCCGCCGCCACUGCCAUCUGCUCCUGCCAUCGCUGCCUCUCCCCAUCCUAGCGCCACCACAGCCUCCAUCUCCUCCUCUCCUCUCCUCUCCUCCAGUCCCCGCCACCACCACUCCAAACCGUCACCGCCGCCUGCUCCUCCCACUCCGUCGCCUCUUCCUGCUCGCCAUCCUUCCCUUUCUCUGCUUCCACCUCCGCCUGCCCCUAGCCACACGCCCACACCCCCUCCUCUUCCUCCUCAUCCCCAAUACCAACACAAACACCUCCUCCUAUUUGGGCUCGAUUCGGCAAUGGCGGGAGUGCCUCUUCUUAUCCUUCUCCAAGGACGAUUGCCAAUGGAAAGACAAGAGGUCCCUGGAACUACACCAUUAUAGAAAGUCUGUGGUGACUGAAAAGCCAGGCAGGCUGUUGGUUCAUGCUGUUCAGAAAUUGGAGUCACUGCAGGGAUGCAUACCUAGACAAAUGAAGCUCCUCAGCUAUCACCACAGGUUCUAUUAUGCUUUAGCUUUUCUUAGCUAUUACAAAGGAACACUAAGUUUCAAUGCUGUAACAUUUGCCCUGUGACCUGGGUCAUCGGUGGGAAAAGUAUGUGUGAAUGCAUAUAAACAAAUAUAUAGGGAGCAUGUAAGCAUUUUGAUUUAAAUUUGACCUCUCUGCUUUUAACAUAAGAGUUACAAUUA